UUUCACAUUUAUAGUAUAAAGUUGAUACCUUUUAUUGAUUCUUGAAAACAGUGCCUGUAGUCUUAAUUCCAAUAAUGGCGGCUCGUGUAUAUCUCUCUCGUUCUGUUCAUCUACUAUCAAAGGGAAAAAGAUCCCAUCUUGGCAGAAUAGCUGCUUAUAAAUACAGCACAGCGGCUGCUGUCGAGGAACCCAUCAAGCCUACUGUCGAUGUGGAUCAUACUAAACUUUUUAUCAACGGGAAAUUUGUUGAUGCUGCAUCAGGAAAAACUUUUCCAACCCUCGACCCCAGGACAGGGGAGGUAAUUGCACAUAUUGCUGAAGGUGAUGCAGAAGAUAUUAAUCGGGCAGUUGCUGCUGCUCGUAAGGCUUUUGAUGAAGGACCAUGGCCUAAAAUGACUGCUUAUGAAAGGACAAAGAUAUUGCUGCGCUUUGCUGAUCUGAUUGAAAAACAUAAUGAUCAAAUUGCAACGCUCGAAACUUGGGACACUGGGAAGCCUUAUGAACAAGCUGCUAAAGUUGAAGUACCAAUGGUUGUACGUGUACUCCGUUAUUAUGCUGGCUGGGCAGAUAAAAUUCAUGGUAUGACCAUUCCUGCCGAUGGACCAUAUCAUGUUCAAACGUUGCAUGAACCGAUUGGGGUUGCUGGUCAGAUUAUCCCAUGGAAUUUUCCCCUCCUCCUGCUUUCAUGGAAGAUUGGCCCUGCUUUAGCUUGUGGCAACACAAUCGUGCUAAAGACGGCUGAGCAGACCCCAUUAUCUGCAUUAUAUGUAGCAAGUCUAUUGCAGGAGGCUGGGCUACCUGAAGGUGUUCUGAAUAUCAUUUCUGGUUUUGGCGCCAGUGCUGGUGCUUCUCUCUGUAGUCAUAUGGAUGUGGAUAAGCUUGCUUUUACUGGAUCAACAGCGACCGGGAAAACCAUACUUGAAUUGGCUGCUAAGAGCAAUCUUAAGCCUGUGACAUUGGAACUUGGAGGGAAAUCCCCUUUUAUUGUUUGUGAGGAUGCUAAUAUUGAUACGGCCGUUGAACAAGCUCACUUGGCUCUCUUCUUUAAUCAGGGCCAAUGCUGCUGUGCUGGCUCUCGGACCUAUGUUCACGAGAAAGUCUAUGAUGAAUUUCUGGAGAAGGCAAAGGCACGUGCCUUGAAACGAAUAGUUGGUGAUCCGUUUAAAUCAGGCACUGAGCAGGGUCCUCAGAUUGAUUCAAAACAGUUUGAUAAGAUCAUGAAGUACAUUAGAUCUGGUGUCGAUGGUGGAGCUACUCUUGAAACUGGCGGUGAGCAAUUUGGUAAAAAAGGCUACUAUAUUAAGCCCACAGUUUUCUCUAACGUUAAGGAUGAUAUGCUGAUUGCACAGGAUGAAAUUUUUGGUCCAGUGCAGUCCAUCUUAAAAUUUAAGGAUCUUGAUGAAGUGAUACGGAGAGCUAAUAAUACUCGGUAUGGUCUAGCUGCUGGAGUAUUUUCGCAGAACAUUGACACUGCAAACACCUUGGCACGAGCCUUGAGAGUUGGGACGGUAUGGAUUAAUUGCUUUGAUAGGUUUGAUGCUACAAUUCCUUUUGGUGGCUAUAAAAUGAGUGGUCAGGGAAGAGAAAAGGGAGAAUAUGGUCUCAGGAAUUACUUGCAAGUGAAGGCAGUUGUGACCCCAUUGAAGAAUCCAGCAUGGUUAUAAACAUAAGGAAAAUCCUCCUAUGCAAUUUUUACAAAUAAAACUAAACUAUCAAGUUGCUCUAUUUUAUGAUGUUCAUGACGAUAUAUGUUGGUUUUCUUUCAAAAACUGCUUUAUAUACAAACUGCAUUUGAUGUAAACAGGCAACAAGUUUUAUUAAAUCCGUUGUCAGCGUCA
This is a messenger RNA of Solanum dulcamara, 1838 nucleotides long. Its product is annotated as benzaldehyde dehydrogenase, mitochondrial-like. Bases 75 to 1664 code for a protein of 529 amino acids. The transcript has 11 exons. Gene Ontology annotation, molecular function: aldehyde dehydrogenase (NAD+) activity. The record is from RefSeq and is a predicted model, not a curated record. Lineage: Eukaryota; Viridiplantae; Streptophyta; Magnoliopsida; Solanales; Solanaceae.